AUUUAAAAAAAAUGUGAAAAUUUGUUAAUGGUAAUGCUGUUGACUCACUAUAGAUCACGAUAACUCAAAGACAAAUACAAGUAAUAAUUAAAAAUUAAAAGAUUAUACGAAAGAAUACAAAAUAGUAGCAGAUCAAAUUGUAGAAAUAGAUAAAAAAAGUUUAAAAAAUGAAAUAAAAAAAUGGGGAACAGUUUGAAGGGGUGUUUUAAGGUGUGAUGUUCCAACUAGGAUCGUUGUUGGGAAUGAUGGGACUGAGGGGUUUGGGAGAGAAGAAGGAGGCAUUGCUUGUUGGAUUUCAACUGGGUUUUUUUGCUGCUCCUGCUUUUUGCCGUUUUGGGACGCUCAAAUUUUAGCGGGAAACUUGUUCUAACGACCCUUUAAACGAAAGACUCUAAAGCUUUCAAAUGCCUCCCAUAUCAGUUUAAUUAUGCAAAAUCUGCCUCCAUCGUUAUUUCAAGAAUCAUGAACUCUCCAUCAACCCAGUUUGUACAUUCAAGAAGGAUGGGUAUCUAUGAGCCUAUCCACCAGAUUGGCAUGUGGGGAGAAAACUUUAAGAGUAAUGGCAAUCCAAAUACAUCUGCAUCAGUAAUUGUUGAAGUGGAUACUAAGCUAGAGAAUGAGUCUGAGACUGCUUCACAUGAAAUGCUAGCUCCUUCUAACAAGUAUGACCAAGAAGCAACUAAACCUACUGAUAAGAUACAAAGACGUCUUGCACAGAACCGUGAGGCUGCUCGUAAAAGUCGUUUGCGGAAAAAGGCAUAUGUUCAACAGUUAGAAAAUAGUCGUUUAAAGUUGGUUCAAUUGGAGCAAGAGCUUGAACGGGCAAGGCAACAGGGUCUUUAUGUGGGAGGUGGAUUAGAAGGUAGUCAUCUUGGAUUCUCUGGAGCAGUAAACUCAGGGAUUGCUGCAUUUGAGAUGGAAUAUGGACAUUGGAUGGAAGAACAAAACAGACAAAUAUGUGAACUGAGGACUGCUUUGAAUGCCCAUAUAAGUGAUGUAGAGCUUCGCAUACUUGUGGAAAGUGGAAUGAGCCACUAUUUUGAACUUUUCCGCAUGAAAUCAACAGCUUCAAAGGCUGAUGUUUUUUAUGUGAUGUCUGGUAUGUGGAAAACAUCAGCAGAGCGCUUUUUCUCAUGGAUUGGAGGAUUUCGCCCUUCAGAACUUCUUAAGGUGCUUGUGCCUCAGCUUGAACCCUUGACAGAACAGCAAUUUUUGGAAGUUUGUAACCUGAAACAAUCUUGUCAGCAAGCUGAAGAUGCCCUUUCACAAGGUAUGGAGAAACUCCAGGAAACUGUGUCUGCGACUGUAGCAGCUGGUCAACUGGGUGAAGGUAGUUACAUUCCUCAGGUGGCUACUGCAAUGGAGAAGUUAGAAGCUCUAGUCAGCUUUGUGAACCAGGCUGACCAUCUUCGGCAGGAAACGCUGCAGCAGAUGUCUCGCAUCCUAACAACUCGCCAGGCAGCUCGAGGCUUACUUGCUUUGGGAGAAUACUUCCAACGUCUUCGAGCUUUGAGUACACUAUGGGCUACCCGUCCUCGUGAGCCUGCCUAGCCUUUCAAUGCAAGAACAUGCA
Messenger RNA from Theobroma cacao (cacao), 1573 nucleotides. It is a transcript of the gene TGA1, whose product is annotated as bZIP transcription factor family protein. NCBI's taxonomy places the organism in Eukaryota, Viridiplantae, Streptophyta, Magnoliopsida, Malvales, Malvaceae. Gene Ontology annotation, biological process: DNA-templated transcription; regulation of DNA-templated transcription. The record is from RefSeq and is a predicted model, not a curated record. Gene Ontology annotation, molecular function: sequence-specific DNA binding; DNA-binding transcription factor activity.